Cladophialophora carrionii CBS 160.54 is the source of this 474-nucleotide messenger RNA. RefSeq lists its product as uncharacterized. Gene Ontology annotation, biological process: regulation of DNA-templated transcription. The transcript has 2 exons. NCBI's taxonomy places the organism in Eukaryota, Fungi, Ascomycota, Eurotiomycetes, Chaetothyriales, Herpotrichiellaceae. The record is from RefSeq and is a predicted model, not a curated record. The coding region runs from base 1 to 474 and encodes 157 amino acids. Gene Ontology annotation, molecular function: DNA-binding transcription factor activity.
AUGCCGAGCAAUGUCCCUCACACCCUGGCAGACGAUCUAGCGUCACUCGAAUGUCCACUUGACUUCGCGCCGGAAGCAUACGGCAGUCCUGGCGAGUCAUUACGCCUGCUAGGGACCGACUCGUCGGCUCAAGAGAGUCCAAGCGCCGAGACCAAAUGCCCAGGCCACAGUCGAUGCGCUGGUCAGCAGAGUCCCUGCAAGAUGUGUCUACAGGACAAGAAGGAGAAGCGAAGAGAACAGAAUAGGAAAGCACAACGAAACCACCGAUUGCGCAGUGAAGCCAAGCUAGAGCAGCUGAGAGCCCGACUCAAGACGCAGGCCGAUGAGAUCGUGAUGCUGAGAGACUUCAACCAAUCGUUGAUGAAGCAUAUUGAAACGCUGGAGUCCAAAGGGAGGGACGGUGGAACCAGAGAUGCGGGUGGCCCGAGUCAGGCACCGGAUGCGCCGCUGCAAGGUGCGUCCGGUUCUGCUUGA